AAUAUGUCGAACUUGACGCGUAGUACUCCUCCAGCAAGCCCCAAACAUCAGUUGUUGACAGAUAGGAUAUGUAGAGUGGAGUGGAGCAACUGUGGCAAUCAACGUGCCUUUGACAACGUGAUCUAAACAACAAUAGCGUCAUCAGCGCUGCCUCCAUCGGCUCCUGCUGGCUUAUUUAGCCACAAGCAAGGACCACAAUGCUGUGUUGGGGCAAUGCUUCCUACGGCCAGCUCGGUUUGGGGGGCAUUGAUGAAGAGAUAGUGGUGGAGCCAAGGAAAUGUGACUUCUUCCAUGCCAAACUAGUGCGCGAUGUAGGCUGUGGUCGCAAGCACACAGCCUUCGUGCUGGAUGAUGGCACUGUAUACACGUGUGGCUGCAAUGAUCUCGGUCAACUGGGCCACGAGAAGUCCCGAAAGAAACCAGAGCAGGUUGUGGCUCUGGAUGCUCAGAUCAUAAUAGCAGUGUCUUGUGGAGAGUCGCAUACACUUGCCUUGAAUGACAGCGGGCAGGUUUUCUCAUGGGGCCUGGGCUCAGAUGGGCAGCUUGGCUUAAACAACUUUGAAGAAAGUGUUCGUGUGCCUAGAAACAUCAAGGCUUUGACUGAUGUUCAAAUCACUCAGGUAACCUGUGGGUACUGGCACUCACUAGCACUUUCAAAAGGGAGCCAGCUUUUCUCCUGGGGUCAAAAUCGAUACGGACAACUUGGGCUUGGAGUAAAUGGACAAUGCAUUUCUAGCCCGCAAAUCAUUCAGUCUCUGCAGGGCAUUCCUUUUGCUCAGAUAUCAGCAGGUGGAGCUCACAGCUUUGCACUCACUCUCUCAGGAGCUGUGUUCGGUUGGGGCCGUAACAAGUUUGGUCAACUGGGUCUCAAUGACAGUAAUGACCGGUGUUUUCCAACCCUGCUGAAGUCGCUUCGAUCGCAGAAAGUAAUUUUUGUCUCCUGUGGAGAAGAUCACACAGCAGCCCUGACCAAGGAAGGGGGCGUCUUUACAUUCGGAGCAGGAGGAUAUGGUCAGCUGGGGCAUAACUCUACAAAUCAUGAAAUCAACCCAAGGAAAGUGUUUGAGCUCAUGGGAAACAUAGUCACACAGGUUGCAUGUGGAAGGCAGCACACACUGGCUUUCACACCCUCAUGCGGAAAGAUGGACUCAUUUGGUCUUGGAGGAAAUGGACAGCUUGGUACACGCUCUAGCAGUAACAGGAAAAGCCCGGGCCCAGUCAAGGGCCCCUGGAUACACUCUGUUGAUUCAGAUGGUAGAGUCGUGGAUCAGAACUGUUGUAUCAAGAGGAUUUAUGCUGGAGGAGACCAAAGUUUUGCUCAAAAUUCUACUGCCAAUAGCCUGAAAAACAGCGAUGAUGUGGCGACACCAGAUGCCCAGCGAAGAGUUUGUACCUUGAAUGAGGAAACCAUUCAGAGAUGGCUGAACCAUACGCCAGGAAGACUGCCCCUAGAAAUCUCCAAUGAGAUUGACCUGGUGUUCUCAACUGCAAGCUGCCUCAAUGGAUCCUUCUUGUCUACGAGUCAUCCAGAUCACUACAGUACCAGCAGUAAAUGUUCAGGGACUGACAUGAACAUGGCCCGUCUCCUAUUUUACAAACUGAUUACAUCUAACUACCCUGAGAUCACCCAACAGAUUGCUGCAAGUAUGGAGAAGAAUCUAAUUCCCAGACUAAGCAACUCCCCUCCUGACAUAGAAGCACUGAGACUCUACCUCACUCUUCCAGAAUGUCCUCUCUUCAGUGAUCCCAACAAUUAUGUGACUAUCUCCAUCCCAUUUGCCAAAUCUCUCAUCAGCUUGAAAGAAGCGCCACUUAAAGUGCUAGGAAACUGGUGGUCCACAUUUGAGCCCCAAGUCUUCCAGCGGCUGGUCGAGUUGUACAAAGAAGUGGUGGUGUACCUGCUCCAGAUGCACAAUGUGGGAAUCCCAUCGACAGAGCAAAGAAUUUUCACCUGUUUUCUGGACACGUCACUCCGACUGCUGGAGAUCCUCCACAUGGUGAAUGAGCGAAGUGGACACAUUAUACAGUACGAUAAAUUCUACAUUCACGAGUUGGACGACUUGAUAGACAUCCGAAAUGACUACAUCACAUGGAUUCAGAGACAAAUGUACCCAGGCGGUCAAGAUGCUGUGGUGACUAUGUGCAGGUAUCCCUUUGUAUUUGAUGCCCUGGCAAAGACUACCCUGCUACAGACUGAUGCUGUCUUACAAAUGCAGAUGGCAGUGGAUCAGGCUCAAAUGCAAAACUUGAGUUCCAUGUUCUUGCCUGCUGUGGAAUCCGUAAAUCCCUGCCUCAUCCUCAUUGUCCGGAGGGAAAAUAUAGUUGGAGACACCAUGGAAGUUCUCAGGAAGUCAAAGAACGUCGACUACAAGAAGCCGCUAAAGGUCAUCUUUGUGGGAGAAGAGGCAGUCGAUGCAGGAGGUGUGAGAAAGGAGUUCUUUCUCCUGAUUAUGAAAGAGCUGUUGGAUCCAAAGUAUGGGAUGUUCCGUUACCAUGAGGAGUCAAGGCUCCUCUGGUUUUCAAGCAAGACCUUUGAGGACAUUGAUUUGUUUAACCUCAUCGGAGUAAUCUGUGGUCUCGCAAUCUACAACCUCACCAUUGUGGAGCUCAACUUCCCAGUGGCCCUGUACAAGAAGCUUCUGAAAAGGAAUCCAACAUUAGAUGACCUGAAGGAGCUCAUGCCAGAUGUGGGAAGGAGUCUCCAACUGUUACUGGACUACCCUGAAGAUGACCUUGAGGAAACCUUCUGCUUGAACUUUACAAUCACAGAGGAAAACUAUGGUGCCACAGAGGUGUUGGAACUCAUACCCAAUGGUGAAAACAUCAAUGUUAAAAAAUCCAACAGGCAGGACUUUGUCAAUGCGUACGUAGACUACACAUUCAACACCUCGGUUGCCCCACUAUUUGAGUGCUUCUAUGCAGGCUUCCACAAGGUGUGUGGAGGCAAAGUUCUGGAGCUGUUCCAGCCCAAUGAACUGCAAGCCAUGGUGAUUGGCAACACCAACUAUGACUGGACUGAACUUGAAAAGAGCACUGAAUAUAAGGGAGAGUACUGGGCAGACCAUCAGACCAUCAAGCUCUUCUGGCAAGUGUUCCACAACCUUCCUUUAGAGAAGAAGAAAGAGUUUCUCUUGUUCCUCACAGGAAGUGAUCGCAUACCCAUCUUGGGCAUGAAAAGCCUUAAACUAGUGAUCCAGCCAACCAGUGGGGGAGAACAUUACUUGCCUGUCGCCCACACAUGCUUCAACCUGUUGGACCUGCCCAAAUACACUAAUGCAGAAAAACUGCGUGAGAAGCUUCUUCAAGCUAUAGAUCAUAAUCAAGGAUUCAAUCUAGCAUGAGGCCACUUGGAAAGGUCCGGAUGACUGUGUCCAGAGUCCAGACUGUCAAUGGCCACCAUAUUUCUGAUUGUUUUGCUUUGCAGACUGUUUGUAGAAACUGAGCAGUGUGAGCAAUGCUUGGAAAGACACUAGAGGUCAAAAAGACUUUGCUAUCCCAACUUUUUGUGUUACUUUGGAUUUUUUGUCCAGCUUUUUACAAAGCUGUCAUAAUAUUUUAGUAAAACCUAUCAGGGGACUUACAUUUUAUAUUGCAAUUAAGUGGAUUCAUUGUGUGGGAGCAAAACUAGUAUGUGUAAGACUUGCACAAAGUAACAUGCAUCAUAAAAUUUGCAAUAGCACUAGCUUUCUGACAAUUGAAAUUAAAUUGUGAUGUCCUCUAAAAA
Messenger RNA from Phyllopteryx taeniolatus (common seadragon), 3724 nucleotides. RefSeq names its product HECT and RLD domain containing E3 ubiquitin protein ligase 4 (gene herc4). The transcript is spliced from 24 exons. Lineage: Eukaryota; Metazoa; Chordata; Actinopteri; Syngnathiformes; Syngnathidae. Gene Ontology annotation, cellular component: cytoplasm. Gene Ontology annotation, molecular function: ubiquitin protein ligase activity. Gene Ontology annotation, biological process: ubiquitin-dependent protein catabolic process; protein ubiquitination. The record is from RefSeq and is a predicted model, not a curated record. Bases 198 to 3341 code for a protein of 1047 amino acids.